Messenger RNA from Dibothriocephalus latus, 699 nucleotides. The record is from the annotation of a GenBank genome assembly. Lineage: Eukaryota; Metazoa; Platyhelminthes; Cestoda; Diphyllobothriidea; Diphyllobothriidae.
AUGCUGGCUGAUCUGCCUGCAAUCAGAAAUGAAGAACAGGAACCGAUGCUGCAGGUUAUCCUACCAAAGAUCUUUCCUAAAGAAGGUUAUCAUGAACCAACUGUUUACAAUUUCCUCUUGGCACCUCAAUACAAGAAAGCUCCCGUGAUAUGGAAUGAAUCAAAGGCUAGGAGGAUGCAUUACUGGCUGACUGGCGUUUUUCACCCUGAAGAUACUGAUCCCCAGAAGCUCCCGGCAAGCACUGGCAUCUGUGAUAUAAUUCAAAAAGGAAACUCUCCCGCCGUUUGGAGUCUUUCGGAACAGGAGGGCGGAGGAGUGAAAAAUCAAAUUGACCCUGAUAUUCAUCGUCAAAUUUCGGACCUUCUACAAUCGGUUAUGGUUGGCUGGAUAUCGGUAGACUGCCGGCAUUCUGAGACAGGCAUAACGCCCCUGAUGCUAUUUGCUGCUGCCGGACAUCUGGAUCUGGUGGAACGUCUGCUCAGUCUCGGCGCCGAUGUUUUCAUUCGAGUGGCACUUCCUCGAGCGGCACUGCCCCCUACCAUUGUCACUAUCGGCACUGUCGACGCUCUGAGUGGCCAAGUGAUUAGCCACAAGAACAGUGAGCCGAUGGUUGGUGCUAAUGCUUAUGACCUGGCCAGGCUCUACGGGCAUGCUGAGAUUGCUAGCUUGUUAAAAGCCCAAAUGCAAGUGUUUACUUAA